GUACCGAAACACGUCAGUGAAGACGAGAGUUCCGCAAUGAAAGAAGGAUGUUGUGGUGCAGACCUGAAAGCUCCGAUAAGCUUAUUGGGGAAUACCUUGGCGCUGGACCAAUAGUCAGGUAAAACCUCUCAUCCCGGCAAACAACAAUUAGACUGUAUCUUGUGCUCUGGGCCAUGAGAAAAGCGGGUCAUGGUGCCGCCAUAUGUUCGACCUACAGUGCAGCCUGCGCGGACAGGCACUGAGUCCGGUGUGUCGUCUUAAAUUGUUAACAGCGACACGCAGCAGUGAUAAUGAUGGAAAAUAGUCAAGAUAGCAGAUUGUGUUUGUGAUUUCGGAGGCGACGUUGCACGCAUGGGGCAGCUUAACCUCAUUGUUGUCGGUAAGUUAGCCUGAACUUAGCUUAAGCUAGCUGUUUCAAUGUUUGCUAAUGGUCGUGUGAACUGGCACAUGAGCGGCGGUGUGUGGGAGGCUGGACCAAGCACAGCUGAUUUACAACAACACCAGAAUAUCACAACACGCACCAUAACUCGUAUUUAAGCAGGCUAUGUGUAGCACUAGCGUACGAUGCUAACUUAAAGGCUUUUCUUGAUCAAAGGGCGCUUCAGAUCUGUUUAACACAGAUAAAUGGAUUAGACAUAAAAUUGAUCACAUUAUUAGUUGAAUCAGAUUGCAUUAGUCGACGCGUUGUUUAUCUCCGUCUUAAUGGGAUACAGAGCACGUAGAUGGGAUAAACAAGAAACGAUCUGUCCAAAUGAUCCUCUUGACUGACACCGGUACAGAAAAAAAACAACACUUUUUUUAAACAUUAUAAAGUAGGGAUACGGCUCAACUUACCCCAUACACGGGGUAAGUUGACCUUAGGAGACCACUUUUUUUGGCAUGCUAUAUUAUCAAGACAGUUCUGUUUACACUCAUUCUGUUGGUUUGCAGGGAUGAAAAAAUAUGAUUGCUUUGAUGUAGUGAUCCGAAAUAUGAAAAAUGGCUCAUCUUACCCCACUCUCCCCUAUUCUCUGAUGUUUCUGACACCUGAAGAUACUUUCACAGCUGACAUAUUGGGGCUUGUUGUUAUUUAUUUGUCCACAUCAUUCAGUGAAAAGUUAUGUCUGUUUCACUGAAAGUCAAACUUGAGACGUGUUCAGUGUUGAAGUUGAGACUGAAGAGAAUAAAAAAGGAACUAUAAAGACGGAUGAGGAGGAUGUCCCAUGGAAAACAUCAAUGUGCAACUACUGUAGUUAUUGAAACGUACCAACAAUCUAAGGAAACUAACUCACUGAUGGAAAAAAAAACUACAAAACUAAGUUAUUCUCUUCUAAUGAGACAAGAAGCUGCAGACAUAUAUUCAGUAUCCUUGUGUUAUCACUGAAUUAUCUUGUCAGUGAGAGUGCCUGUAAGUGUUUAGCACACCUAUGUGCCACACUAGCUUAAUUGCAUUGUCAUUAACAGAAGUGAUGGUUGACUCUGUAUUUACAUGUCAUCCUGUCUUAUGGUUAUAAACAUGUUUUUUUGUUUGUUUGUUUACUUUCCGCCAUCCAAACUCAACUGUUGUGCUUUUUCAACAUUAUGUCUCUACAGAAACAAGAUGGUAAAAAACUGGGGUGUCAUCGGUGGGAUAGCUGCCGCAAUUGCAGCUGGAGUUUAUGUUUUGUGGGGCCCGAUAACUGACAGGAAGAAAAGAAAAAGAGGUGAGUAUCAAUUAGUGUGACAAUGUGACACAGAGGCUACAUGCAGGGCAGUGGAUGUAAAGCAAUAACUUUUAAUGGCUUAUGCUUUCUUACAGGUAUGGUUCCUGGUCUGUUGAACUUGGGCAACACCUGCUUCCUCAACUCUCUGCUUCAGGGUUUGGCGGCAUGUCCAUCAUUCAUUGGGUGGUUGGAGAAGUUUUCUGGCUCGCCUGUGAUCCAGUCUUGCAAAGACAACCAGCUGUCGUCAAUGCUGCUACAGCUUCUCAAGGGUAUAUGAGCACAGUCUGUGAAAGAAGUCAGGCCAGUGUAUCUGACAUUAAGCGCUGAUUUAGAUUUUUAACAUGGUCGGUGUCUCUAACAGCUCUGUCUAGUGAUGAGCCUGGGGAAGAAGAUGUGCUUGAUGCCGGAUGCCUCCUUGAUGUUCUCAGACUGUACCGGUGGCACAUCAGUUCAUUUGAAGAGCAGGUUAGCCAGAGAUGCUUUUUUAUGGCUGGAUAUAAUGUGUAGUAUGUUUCUUGGAGUGUUGAAUCAAAGUCUUAAAACUUGUGUAUUUGGGAUCUUACUCCUCCUUAGGAUGCACAUGAACUGUUUCAUGUCCUAACAUCUUCUCUUGAGGAGGAGAGGGACCGUCAUCCUAAAGUCACUCACUUGUUUGACAUGCAGUCCCUCGAGGUAACUUAUUGUCUGCCUACUUGUUUGUCCCAAAACCAAAGUCUAGGAGCUAUUAUAGAAAAGUCAAAACAUCUGAUCUGGACCUGUUGUCUCUAUUAUAUGUGUACCUGUGAUUUCAUCCCAGAGUCUCCCUGAACAAGAUGGGAAAACAAUGACCUGCAGAAGUCGAGGUGAGAAGGCAGAGAAAUAAUUGAGCUCCGAAUAUUAAACUACAAGGAAAUGCAUUUUAUCUUUUUUUUGUUGUUGUUCAUUUUUUUGUUCAUUUGUUUUGCAGCUCCUCUCCAUCCAAUACCAAGUCCAUGGAAGUUGCAUCAUCCUUUUCAUGGCCGAUUAACAAGCAACAUGUCGUGCAAACGCUGUGAACAACAAGUGAGUUAGUUUAUAGAUAUCCGGGAAAGUAAGGAGCAAGUUAAUCCAUGUUAGUGGAGUUCUAAUUGAAGAUUUGUGUUUGUUUUGCUUCACGUCCAGAGUCCUGUGCGGUACGACUCAUUUGAAAGCCUUUCCCUAUCCAUCCCUUUACCUCAGUGGGUAAGCAGCAAUGUCAGGAAUGGUGGAAUUUAUCACACUAUAUUCACAUAAAUUUGCUGUUUGUCUUACUCUGAUAUAUCUUUAUCUUCAGGGUCGUCCUAUCUCUCUAGAUCAUUGUCUUCAGCAUUUCAUCUCUUCAGAAACCAUCAAAGAAGUGGAGUGUGAAAACUGCACCAAGGUUUGUUGGCUACGUAAUCGUGCAAAUUUUUGGUAUUGUUCUGUCAGUUACGAUUUAAUUAACCAUACUUGAUGUGAAAAACAACUAAUUUCUUAUAUUCAUUGCUGGUUGAUUUUAUGUGAGGAAAACAUUUCUGCUUAUUUCAGUGGUUUAUCUCUGCUGAAUCUGUUUCACACAAUUUUUACUCAGAUUCAGCAAGGGACCACAGUAAAUGGGCAAGUUCUGGAAAACCAGAGGACAACGUUUGUUAAACAGCUAAAACUGGGAAAAGUAAGUUUCAUUCAUAUCCACGUUUAAGAAAUCUUCAGAGAAAUGUUCUUUAGAUCAAACAUUCAUUUGUUCUUGGCCCACUAACUGUUUGCAUUGUUCUCUAGCUCCCCCAGUGCCUCUGCAUCCAUUUACAAAGAUUGACGUGGUCCGGUGAAGGAACUCCCAUCAAAAGACAGGAGCAUGUGCAGUUCACAGAGCUUUUAUCAAUGGAUCGCUACAAACACAAUGCGUCUACAUUGAAAGUUCAGAGGCUAAAAUGUGCUCCAAAACCUGUAAGGGCUGAAACUCCAGGUGAUUCUGAUGAAAAGCCCACUGCUAAUGGAACAGGUGAGUUUGAUUUUUCAGCUGUUUGAUACGAUUCAGAUUCAGAUUCAGAUUCACGUCCAGUUUGUUUUUCAUCAUCAACCAUUUGUUGGGUUUUGUAUUCCAGACGCAGAGCAUCGCAAUAACAACAACAAACCUUUUACAAAUGGAACCUGUUCGUCUGUUUUCCUUCACUCACCCGGUGUGAGCCCACAGCUCAGCCUAGCAUUUGAUUUCAGGUAAACAUCAUGUCAGGGUGCAAGAAUACAAAGAACAAAGCUGUGAUGGUGUUUGGAGGCUCUUCAAAGGACCAUAGUCUAAACCAGUAUAUGAAAGAUUAAAGAUUUUAGGGCACUGAUAUUCGACUCAAAUCUCCAACACCAUCAUUAGGAAAUAUGCAGAGAAGCUCAGUUGUUUUUUUUUUUGCUUUCUAAAACCUGACAAGAAUGUUUCCUCUUUAUUUUCAUAUCAAUUGUCUUGAUACGUUUUAUUUUUCUCUGCCAGUUCCUCGGAGUACCUCUUCAAGCUGGUGGCCGUGCUGGUUCACCAUGGUGACAUGCACUCAGGACAUUUCGUGACAUACCGCCGCAGCCCUUCCCCGCCCCACAGCUCCUCCUCCUUUAGCUCUCAGUGGCUGUGGGUGUCAGAUGACUCAGUCCGGAAAGCCAGCCUGCAUGAAGUGCUGUCCUCUAAUGCCUACAUGCUCUUUUACGAGAGAGUGCGAAGACUCACCCUUCCUCACUGCUCAGAGGAGUGACCAGAUGCCCAGGACCUGGCAGCCUGACUAACUUCUGCCUUUCCAGUAAUCAUGCAGUAAUCCACCGGGGGACUGUCACAUCAUAACAAUAGGAACAGAGAGGACAUUCAUCCUUGAGUUAUUAUUUAGAUAAGUCUGUGUCGUUAAAAUCAGAUCGAUUCUGGAAUAGCAGCCGUUUUUAUACUGCAUUGAUCCAGAGCUAACAGCUCUCAAACCCAAAGAUUAUUGAUCUGCAGGAAUUUUAUUGAGAUAUUUAUUUAUCAUGUGAAAUUAUUUCUGGCAUCUAACAUUUUGGCUUCUGUAGAACAAAACGGUUAAAACAGGGACAGAAGUAGUGGCUAACGUACGUACUUAUAUCAAGUUUUGCAGGUUCUUCUACAUGUCUAAGAUGGAGGUGGUUGAAGGAACUGGUUUAUCAGUUGGUUGCAACUCACUGCUUGAUGAUACGUAGUCCUCCACUCUGGUCCUUCAAGAUGUUCCUGAGAUUUUGUCUGCAGUCUGUAUAGGAUGUAAGGUUUUAUGACAUUAUUCAUGAAGUUGAAUUUGAUCAUUCUCUGGUCCCUCGGUAAUCAUUCUUCUGUUAUGAUUCUGCAGAGAUGCAUAGUUGAGAUUAAAGUGCCAUGUUGUCUUUAAUCCUUGAGAAUUUAUAAUGUAAAGCCAUGUGUGCAACUACGAAUGUGAAAGUAUACUGUGAUGCAGAAGAGCCUUUCAGCACAGCGGUGUUACGGUACAGAUAACAGACUCACCAUGAUCUGCUCUCAGUAAAGCUGCAGGUUUAUGGGCAAGUUAUUUUAAAUACUUUUAACUCGGUGUAACUGAUGACUGCCAUUUUGCCCCGACCUAAUAGAGCGCGUCUCAUUGAGAACUUUGGUCUGGUGCAAAACACCUUGUAAAUAUUUGCAAUUUGCACUAAUGUAUAUUCAUGUGAGAUUGUGUAUAAUCUGUAAAGGUGAUUGUUUUCAGGUAUUAAAACAAUAAAACAAGUGUGGACUUAUUAUA
Molecule: messenger RNA, 5389 nt
Organism: Xyrichtys novacula (pearly razorfish)
Lineage: Eukaryota; Metazoa; Chordata; Actinopteri; Labriformes; Labridae
Source: the annotation of a GenBank genome assembly